This is a messenger RNA of Salarias fasciatus (jewelled blenny), 1552 nucleotides long. RefSeq names its product apoptosis facilitator Bcl-2-like protein 14. The record is from RefSeq and is a predicted model, not a curated record. NCBI's taxonomy places the organism in Eukaryota, Metazoa, Chordata, Actinopteri, Blenniiformes, Blenniidae. Gene Ontology annotation, biological process: regulation of apoptotic process. The coding region runs from base 21 to 518 and encodes 165 amino acids. The transcript is spliced from 4 exons.
CGGAAGAGAGAGACACAAUAAUGGCUCCGACAGCAGCCGAUGUCGAGCUGCAGACGACUCUCAUCAUUCAAUGCCUGUUUGACGAACAGGACCACAGGUACGACCGACAGCUGAGCGGCGGACUGGAAACUGACGGAAUUGGGGAUGAAGAUGACGGUUUUGAUCCAGUUCUGAUCGCUGAUAGAUUGAGGCGUAUUGGUGAUGCUCUUGCUGAAGACCCUCGGUUUAAUGCUGCUCUGACUGACCUGAAGAAGGCAGCAGCACAAGAGGCCAUGGAAGAAGCGUUCAGCCAGAGCGUGGAAGUCCUCUGCCAGAAGCAGCUCAGUUCGUCAGCUGAAGUUGCUCCGGAGGUGCAGCUGAUCAAGGCUUCUGUGGCCGUCGGGCUCUACAUCAAGAACUCAGCCCCAGAGCUGAAAAAUAAAGUCAAGAGUGUCAUGGCUUCCUUCAUCAACAGGCGGGUGGGACCGUGGAUCGCUCAGCAGGGUGGAUGGGAGAAAGUGGCGGGUCACUCGGUCUGAAUGCCGCCGGAGGAGUCCACCCUCUUUAUCUGAUCACCAGCAGAGCCGACAGUGGUGCUGCUCAGGGUUUCAUUGUGACACUAAAACCUCCUCACUGUUGCAAAUCCUGAGUUUCUGUUUGAUGCGAUCUUGUCCUGUGCUGUAGAGCAACUAUCAAUCAUGUGAGAGAAGAAUAGACCAGACACGUAGUAUCAUUUUCACAGUUAAUUUCCAAAUAAGUAAUAAAUUAACAAAAGGGAUCAAUCAUUUCAGUAGAUAUUGAUUUUUCAGUUAGAGGACACUGAAUAUCACACAGACAUGUAAUCUUUAUUACAGCUUGUACUGAUAGGAUAAAUCUCCUGGUGUUAGACAUCAAUCGGUGGUGGAGGCUUCUGUUUCUGAUGGUCAUUCUCAUGUUUUGCAAGCCAGCGUACUGUAGUGAGUGAAAACUUAAUUUAUCAUUUAUUUGUUGUGCCUUUUCUUUUGCUAUAUUUGCAGCUCAUUGACAUUGAAUAUUGAAUUCACGAUGUUUACAGUUUGGUGUAUUUAAGUGAUGUGACCUGAAUUGAUAUUUCCGGGGGGGGGGGGACCCUAACCCUAGAACAGAAGAACUUGUGAGUGCUUUCUAUUGUUUAAAAAUCUGCCAAUAAAGUACGGGUAAUCCAAUGACGCUAUUUAACUCUCACUGAUCAAAUGACUUGUUUACAUGUGAAACUUUGGACAUAAUUGAAAAUGCACAUGGAAACCUGUUUUUUUUUUUUUUUUUGGUUUUUAAUGUUUGUUGAAAUAAAACACACUGCCUUCAGCCUGCAAGGACCUCAGCUUUAAAGUGCUGUUCCCUCUCAUGAGGGUUUGAUCAGUGUGAUUCCAAACACAACAAACACUUGAAUGUGAAUGUUUUCCAGGUUUUGUGUCAUGUUGCUUUUUGUCAGCACUUUGUUUAUUCGAUUUUGCCCUACAGGCAAACAGCACAUUGUUCUGAAUCAAAUGAGCACCACUGGAAUUUUAUUUUGUAAUUUUGUUACCGUUUCAAUAAUAAAAGCUGUUCAACUUGA